GUCAGUUUGUUCACCUUAGUCUGCUAGUAGGCUAAGGUCUUGAAAGUUGUUUCAAAUAUAUUCAUCUUGCAGCUGUAUGUCCUCAUAGAACCAUGAAGACCAAAGUGCUCUCUGUCGCUAUGGUGAUGAUGUGUGGGAUGGUGGUCCAAGCAGUGAAGCCCCAAAAAGAUUUCAACUUGCAGAAGUUUGCAGGUAAAUGGUACCGAGUUGGCCUUGCCUAUGACUCUCCUGGCUUUGAGCGCAUGAGAGACAAAGUGAAGAUCUCCAUGGGGAUUGUCUCAGUAAUGCCCAGUGGCAAUGUCAACCUGACAAUGUGGGAAGCACUAACUGGAUUCUGCAUGCUUAAAUUUUACCAGUAUAACAAGACAAACGUGCCUGGACGGUUCACCUACUACAGCACCCGCCAUAGCAUUGUGAAGGACAUCACCGUAGUGGACACAAACUAUACUGAAUACGCUGUGGUUCUUAAGUACAAGAAUUUUAACAGAGAAUACACACAGGUGGCGCUUUACGCUCGCUCACCAAGAACCAGCAUAGAAGUGAUGCAGAAGUUUAAAGCCUUUGCUUUGUCCCGUGGUUUCCCCCGAACAUCUAUUUUGAGUCCUCCUCCAGCAGAGAACUGUCCAGCAUCAUGAUCUGGACAUUAGAUGAAGCAAAUGGAAUUUCCUCUGAUCUACUAUUUUAACUUUAAUUGCUUGAUAGUUUAGGUUGUGUAGAAGCCUGUGGCAUGCAUGUGUGCAGGACAUUUUUUCAGAGAAAUAUUUCCCUUCUUAAAGGGUUUUUUUUUCAUUCUGAAAUGUCUUUUUUAAUCUCUCGAUGCUUGUUGCACCUUUAAAACACCUUCAUUGAAUAACUUGAGACUUGCUAAAAACUACUAAAAAUGAAAUCUUGUUUUGAUACUCCUCAGCUCCAGAUGCAACUGUCUGCAAACCUUAGAUAUAUGCAGAACUUUCAGGUCACUGAAAUGAGGACUAAAAUAUAACUGCAUCUUGCAGAUAAAAGUUUUUUGUCAUUUCCUUCAUGUUCUUUUUUUAUUUCCUCAGAUGUUAUUAACUUUACGGGUUAUUCUUUUACAUGAUUUUCUCCCAUGUUUCUUUUUCUUCCAAUGUAUAUUCUGUAUUAGAUAUCUUUUCUUGAGUUUUGUUCCUUUUUUCAUCAUGUAAAGGACAUCAGAUUACCUUAUGCAUAAUAGUGUUAAUAAAAGCUCAUACCCCACUUUAAA
This is a messenger RNA of Cyprinodon tularosa, 1222 nucleotides long. RefSeq names its product prostaglandin D2 synthase a (gene ptgdsa). Gene Ontology annotation, molecular function: small molecule binding. The transcript has 7 exons. The record is from RefSeq and is a predicted model, not a curated record. The coding region runs from base 93 to 635 and encodes 180 amino acids. Lineage: Eukaryota; Metazoa; Chordata; Actinopteri; Cyprinodontiformes; Cyprinodontidae.